GAAUGUUAUGAGCCCUGCGGUAUAUAAAGAUCUAUUUUAACUGUAAAUUUUAAAAUCAUUUAAUAAAACUAAGUGGCCCACUCCAGUAGGUGGCGCUGAUGCUGUCAAACUGUGUUUACAACCGUCACUAAAACUCCAGAAGAAGCAGAGGAUCCAGCAUCGUCAAUAGUACUGCUUAUUUAUAGUGUAAAACAGCAGAUAUUAAACACAAACUGACUCUGGAUCUGUUCAGAAAAACACACAUCUACUGUCCAGCAGGAAAGAGCGCGAAUCCAGUCAGAAAGCGCGCGAAUAUUCCUGCCCUGCUGAAAGCGACGGAGACUCUUUUCCUGUCAGAGCGAAAUAAGUGUGUUUUAUUAUGAAAUGAUGUCUUCAACACACACUGCUGUCAAGACUGAGUUUAUAAAAGAGGAGAGUGAAGAAGUGCGGAUUCCUGAGCCGUGUGGAGAUGAAGAGGAAGAAGCCUUAACCCUGAAGAAGGAAGAGCCGGAGGAACACACAGAGCAGAUCAAGGUGAAGGACAAAACUCCGGUCAAAGAUGAGCAAAGUGAGAUCAGGGUGAAGGAGCAAGGUGAAGAACAGAAUGAGGACGAGGAUCUUCAGGACUGCGAGCAGCCUCAGUAUUUAAGCUGCUCAAGAAUCGGCACCAGCUUGACUCAGAAAAGAGCUCAAAGAGGAAAAGGCUUUUUCUUCUCCUGCCUGGAGUGCAAGAUGAGCUUCGAGACUAAGGAGCAUCUGAUGGAGCACUUCAGGGUCCACACUGGAGAAAGCUCCACACAAACAUCGGAAAACAGCGCUCAGAGAGCUGUAGUGUUCUUCUGCCAUCAGUGUCUCAGGAGCUUCACCCGUAAAGAGCAUCUGCUGGAGCAUUACAGAAUACACAAGCUGGAGAAACCCUUCCAGUGUGAAGAGUGCGGGAAGAGUUUCCUUCAUAAACACAACCUCGCAAAUCACGCAAAACUGCACUCCGGCUUCACUCCGCACGUGUGCCAGCUCUGUGGGGUGAGCUAUAUUAAUAAAGACAGCCUUUUUGAUCACAUGAGGAUCCACGAAGGAGAUAAACCGUAUCGCUGUGAGGAGUGCGGGAAGAGCUACAGUCAGAAGCGCAGCCUCAAGAAUCACUUGAAGUUUCACACUGGACUCAAGCCGUUUGUGUGCCAGCAGUGUGGACGGAGUUACCUGGAUGAAGACAGUCUGACGGGACACAUGUGGACCCACACUGGAGAGAAGCCUUUCCCAUGCCAGCGGUGCGGAAAGAGAUUCCUGAAUAAAGGAAGUCUUGAUCAGCACAUGAAGAUACACAGCAAACUCGAGCCCAUCUCCUGGUUCUCCUCAUAGUGGUUGGUUCAUGUGUGGUUAGCACAGUGGGUAGCACAAUUGCCUUACAGCAAGAAGAUCGCUUGUUCGAGCCCUGGCUGGGUCAGUGUGUGUUUCUGUGUGGAGUUUGCAUGUUCUCCCCGUGUUGGUGUGGGUUUCCUCCGGGUGCUCCGGUUUCCCCCACAGUCCAAACACAUGCGCUAUAGGGGAACUGAUCAACUAAACUGGCCGUAGUGUGUCUGUGUGAAUGCAGGAGUGUAUGGGUGUUUCCCAGUGUUGGGUUGCAGCUGGAAGGGCAUCUGCUGCGUAAAACAAAUGCUAGAUAUUCCGAUGUGGCGACCCCUAAUUAAUAAUAGGACUAAGUCAAAAUGAAUGAAUGAAUGAACUGAAAGAUAUUAGUGCGGACAUUAGUCUUACCUCACCCACAGACUUCAGUUCAUGAAGCUCUGCUAACAAUCAGAAUCUGAAUCAGGUGUGUUUAAUAAAAGAGGCAUAUGCUACGUUCAUUUCAUGCUGUAAUUAUUGUAGUUUUGAGAAGACAGCAUGCACGCCGUUCACCUUCUCAAACUGUGAAUUCUGUUUUUAUUGUGUCAGUCGGCAAAAUGAACCUGCAUUAUUUUUAUAUAAACACAUCGGUAUAAAAUAUCAGCCGGUCCCUAAGGAGUUGAGAACCACUAGUUGAUUGGUUCAAUGCUUUAACCAAUAUAAUUUGAUUAGUGUUUCGCCAAAAGUUUUUGCAGUUUCUUAGGCCUGUCACAAUAAUCAAUACAUCCACUGAUCACACAAAACAUGCACAUGUCCUCAGUCAUUUUUGGUGAUGCAGUAUAUAUAUCGUCCAUACAUAAACACCAACUCUAGCCACAUUUAAGCUGAUUGCACAGCCUCUUUAUCUCUACUGGAGGUGUCAGUGUCAGUAUGGUUAAACACUGUAGUAUUUACUAUACAUUACUAUAGUACAUUUCCAUGUGGGUGCCUGACAACUGAAAAUACACCUUUUUUGUUGUUUGUUAUUAUUAUUUAUUUGUUUGUUUAUAUAUACAUUUUCACAAUUUGAUUCCAAUGCCUAAUUAUUCAAUUGUUAAAAUGACUAUAAUGAAGUGAAAUAUUCUUAAUAAUAAAAUGUUAUGUGUUCUUUGGAA
This is a messenger RNA of Danio aesculapii, 2456 nucleotides long. RefSeq lists its product as uncharacterized. Bases 364 to 1338 code for a protein of 324 amino acids. The record is from RefSeq and is a predicted model, not a curated record. NCBI's taxonomy places the organism in Eukaryota, Metazoa, Chordata, Actinopteri, Cypriniformes, Danionidae. The transcript is spliced from 2 exons. Gene Ontology annotation, cellular component: nucleus.